Molecule: messenger RNA, 303 nt
Organism: Gongylonema pulchrum
Lineage: Eukaryota; Metazoa; Nematoda; Chromadorea; Rhabditida; Gongylonematidae
Source: the annotation of a GenBank genome assembly
AUGGUCAUUGCGGCUGCAGUAAAUGAAAUAUCACCGCAUAUCGAAUGGGUACCAAUUGUACAGCGAAAUUUUACCGAUAUAAUUAACGAGGCGCUGCAUGAGGACUACGAAGAAAAAGCUUCAUAUCAGAAUAUGGAAAGAGAUGCAAAAGCGGGUAAAGAAAAAAUCCUUCGUUUGGAGGAGCAGCAACGACAAAGGCCAACUGCGAGCAGUGAACCCGUCAGCACAGCUGCUGCUCAGUUCAUUACAUUUACACUGCCCAAUUUGCUGCUUUUCUUUUUUAUGCACUCAUUGUGUCGGUGA